UUUCCCUUCAACAUUGCGCCCUUCACCGGACCCUUACUCACUUAUCUAUUCUACAUUCCAUAAAAGCUCUGCAUGGGAUACUCCUUAUUUUUUCCCACCUUCUUCUUAGUCUGUCCUCUUGUCUCUGGUUUUCUAUCCUCAGAGUUCAUAUAUCCAAAUUUAACCGCUACGGAAUAUCACUUUAUUGAUGAAGACGGUGCUUUCUUGGUCUCCCGUAAUGGCACAUUCAAAUCUGCCAUCUCGAAUCCUGGUGCUCAAAAAACCAACUUUUACUUGUGUGUCAUCCAUGUGGAAUCCAACACCAUCAUCUGGUCUGCUAACCGUGAUGCUCCCAUCUCGGAUUCUGGUGCAGUGUCUCUUACGACCAACGGGAUUACAAUUGCUGAUCAAGACGGUGUACUCAGAUGGUCAACUCCUCCAUUACCUUCAUCGGUAUAUGCAUUAAAAUUAACUGAGUUGGGUAAUCUUGUCUUACUUGAUCAUUCCAAUGGUUCUCUUUGGGAAAGUUUCCACCAUCCAACCGACACAAUUGUGAUUGGACAACACUUACCUGUUGGGACAUAUCUGUCUAGUGCUACAUCGGAUUACAACUUAUCAUCUGGUGAUUACAGGCUCACAAUAAGUACUUCUGAUGCCUUACUGCAAUGGCACAAACAAACAUAUUGGAAAUUGUCAAUGGAUACAGAGGCUUAUAUCAACUCGAACUAUAUUGUGCAAUACAUGGCAAUAAACAGAACAGGUCUUUAUCUCUUUGGCCCAAAUGAAUCGUUGGUUGUUAUACAGGUGAUCUUGUCGCCAGCGGACUUCCGAAUUGCGAAGUUGGGUGCAUCAGGUCACUUGACGGUCAGCAGAUAUUCUGGCACGAAGUGGGAUCAGGACUUUUUUGGGCCAACGGAUGAUUGUAAAACUCCAUUCAUAUGUGGCCGAAUUGGGUUGUGUAAUGAUGGCCUAUCCAGUGGCCUAUCCUGUUCAUGUCCAUCGGGCUUCCAUGUUGUUUCACAGGAUUGUGUGCCAAAUAAUGGCUCUUACUAUUUGCCAAUUGCUUGUAACUCAUCAGGUUUUUCAUAUAUGGGGCUUGGCUAUGGGACACAGUAUUUUGCUAAUGAUUUCUCUGAGCCUCUGAGAUAUCAUGUCAAUCUGUCAGUUUGUGUAGAUCUCUGCUCAGGGGACUGUUCUUGCUUAGGAUUUUUCCAUGAAAACUCAUCUGGUUCUUGCUAUGUGCUUGGAAAUGAGCUGGGUUCUGUUAUGUCGAGCAAUGAUGCUGAAAAUGACCUGGUAGGCUACAUCAAAGUUCUUGCUGGUCCAAGCACAAAUGGUGUUACAGGUGUAAGCAGUCGAAGACAAAAGAUUCCUGUAGCUGCUCUGGUGCUUUUACCUUUCACUGGAUUCUUUCUGCUAGGGGCUCUAGGUUUUCUCUGGUGGAAGAGAUGGGGACCCUCCAAGUCUAAAGAAAUAAAAUUAGGUCGCCGCAACUCACAUUCUUCUGAAGACCUGGAUGACUUCUACAUACCAGGCUUGCCGAAAAGGUUUGACUAUGACGAGCUUGAGGUGGCUACUGAUAAUUUCAAGACUCAGAUUGGAUUGGGUGGAUUUGGUGCUGUAUACAAGGGGACACUGCUAGAUAAAACUGUUGUGGCCAUAAAGAAGAUAACCAAUUUAGGCGUUCAAGGGAGAAAAGAAUUCUGCACUGAGAUUGCAGUUAUUGGAAAUGUUCACCAUGUGAAUUUGGUUAGACUGAAAGGGUUUUGUGCUCAAGGGAGAAAACGGCUAUUGGUUUAUGAAUAUAUGAAUCAUGGCUCACUGGACCGGACUCUCUUUGGUAGUGGACCUGUCUUAGAAUGGCAAGAGAGGUUUGAUAUAGCGCUUGGAACAGCACGCGGACUUGCAUAUCUGCAUAAUGGAUGUGAACACAAGAUCAUCCAUUGUGAUGUCAAACCUGAGAACAUUCUAUUGGAUGACCACCUUCAAGCAAAGAUCACCGAUUUUGGGCUCUCAAAGCUUCUGAGCCCCGAACAGUCUGGUCUGUUCACAACAAUGAGAGGCACUCGUGGCUAUCUUGCACCUGAAUGGCUAACCAACUCUGCAAUCUCUGAAAGGACUGAUGUCUACAGUUUUGGAAUGGUGCUGCUUGAACUUGUCAGUGGAAGGAAAAAUUGCUUGUUACGAUCACAAAGCCAUAGCAUGGAUGACAAUGAUAGUGGUGGUGGCCACUCUUCUUCAUCAUCAGGGUCAGGAUUUGGUUAUUAUCCUCUAUUUGCAUUAGAGAUGCAUGAACAAGGGAGGUAUUUGGAGCUUGCUGACCCAAGGCUACAAGGACGGGUGACAAGCGAAGAGGUGGAAAAAUUAGUUUGUGUCGCUUUGUGUUGUCUCCAUGAGGAACCAGCACUUAGGCCGAAUAUGGUUAGUGUUGUUGGUAUGUUGGAAGGUGGGAUUCCUGUCAUUCAGCCAAUUAUAGAAUCUCUGAACUUCUUGCGCUUUUAUGGUCGUAGAUUUACUGAGGCUUCUACAAUAAUGGAACAAAAUGGCUCUACAUCGUAUCCAUUAGCAAAUGCCUCCAGAAACACAAGUGGCUUGCAUGCUAUUUUUUCUUUUGUCUCUUCACAGCAGAUAUCUGGCCCAAGAUAGUGUUGAAUGGCCGAUGUUUUUGGAGUUUCUGUAUAGUUUUCUGUGAAUGACCAUGAAACAUAUGUUGCUAGGAAAUCUAGUUGUUACAUUUUCUUGAAACUGGACUGUAUUGUAUCAUUCUUGCAUGUUGCCACUAGGAUCAGGGCGGAUUGAGUGGCUGUGGUUCUUUACAGUUGUGUAAAAGGGUUCUCUUUUGAA
Juglans regia (Persian walnut) is the source of this 2823-nucleotide messenger RNA. RefSeq names its product G-type lectin S-receptor-like serine/threonine-protein kinase At5g35370. Gene Ontology annotation, molecular function: protein serine/threonine kinase activity; ATP binding. Bases 73 to 2625 code for a protein of 850 amino acids. The transcript has a single exon. NCBI's taxonomy places the organism in Eukaryota, Viridiplantae, Streptophyta, Magnoliopsida, Fagales, Juglandaceae. The record is from RefSeq and is a predicted model, not a curated record. Gene Ontology annotation, biological process: protein phosphorylation; recognition of pollen.